GGUAAUCCUUAAAACGAAGCUAUAAUCAUUAAAAGUUGGUACAGAUCACAAAUACGAUUUUUAAAUCAAUAAUAAAAAAGCUGAUAUUAAAAAUAAAUCGCGAUUAAUUUGAAACUUUGGAAUUAUGUAAGAGGUCCUCAACUUAAAAUUAUUUUAAAAUCACGAAAUGUGUGGGUUUAUUCUCUUUUCUAAAUUUUGAAUUAAACUGGCUGCAGUUAUUUCUUUUCUUCCAAGUCCUCUACACUUGAUUUAUUGAAAUUCAAAUUGAAUAAAUCCUCUUAUCACAAGAUAAUGGAAGAAAUAAAUCACCUGUGCAGAUACUGAAAUACAACAUGGAUGCUCAUUUCUGCAAGACGGGUACUAUAGAGAAAUUGGUCAACAGCAUCGAACAACCAUUUGUGUAUUCAGCACGUGAAUGCGACCGACUCGAAGCAUAUGUGCGAGACGUUAUCAACUUGGGAAGCGUUGGGUGUUACCAGCACCAUUCAAUCGACAGGACCCUUUUAAGAACGAAAUACUUUUUCGGGGAGCGGUACACAUAUGGAGCACAAAUGUCAGAGAAACGACUCGGAUUGGAACGGCUAUACCCGUCCAAUCUAAUAGAACCUAUACCGCUUUGGAUCUAUUUGUAUAUUAUAAAUCCUCUCAUUUCGGCGAAUGUAAUUGAGGCAAACUUUGUGAAUAGUGCCGUCAUAAACGAAUACCUACCAGGUGGCUGCAUUGUCUCACAUAUUGAUCCCCCUCACAUUUUCGAUCGCCCUAUAAUAUCCAUCAGCCUGUUCAGUGAUUGUGCAAUGUGUUUCGGCUGUAAAUUCGAAUACAAGCCAAUUCGUUGUAGCGAACCGAUCCUACGCCUUCCUUUGCCACGGGGUGUCGUUACUUUGCUCAGCGGGUUUGCGGCAAACGAAAUAACGCACUGUAUUCGUCCAGAGGAUACCACGUUUUAUAGAGCCGUCAUACUUCUAAGAAGAGUGUUACCAAACGCCCCUCGUCUUUCACAUUUGAGUACGCUAUUGGAUGCUAACAAUGUUAAUUUAGUCGCAGCCAGUAAGUUUAAGUUGGACAAUGAUAAAACAACUGAAGGUGUGCUGAAGAAAUUUUGUGACAAAUAUUCGAAGGUGCGUAAAGGUAAACGUGGCAAUUAUGGAGGAAUUAUGAAAGUUCAUACGAGAAAAACCUACUUCGCCGACAACAAACAGUACGCAAAUAAAGCAUAUAGUAUCAGCGAGUAGGAAUUCACUUAGAAUUGUGAUAGAAACCUGGCUUAGUUUUUGUAUGUAAUUUAAUGUAUAUUUCGUAAUUAGAUAUUUUGUCGUUUUCUUCUAA
This is a messenger RNA of Photinus pyralis (common eastern firefly), 1326 nucleotides long. Its product is annotated as RNA demethylase ALKBH5-like. The transcript is spliced from 4 exons. Gene Ontology annotation, biological process: mRNA export from nucleus; mRNA processing. NCBI's taxonomy places the organism in Eukaryota, Metazoa, Arthropoda, Insecta, Coleoptera, Lampyridae. Gene Ontology annotation, cellular component: nucleus. Gene Ontology annotation, molecular function: oxidative RNA demethylase activity. Bases 333 to 1232 code for a protein of 299 amino acids. The record is from RefSeq and is a predicted model, not a curated record.